Messenger RNA from Colossoma macropomum (tambaqui), 3460 nucleotides. It is a transcript of the gene ago3b, whose product is annotated as argonaute RISC catalytic component 3b. Gene Ontology annotation, molecular function: protein binding; RNA binding. Gene Ontology annotation, biological process: regulation of stem cell proliferation; regulatory ncRNA-mediated gene silencing. The transcript is spliced from 19 exons. The record is from RefSeq and is a predicted model, not a curated record. Lineage: Eukaryota; Metazoa; Chordata; Actinopteri; Characiformes; Serrasalmidae. The coding region runs from base 667 to 3270 and encodes 867 amino acids.
UCGCCAGCCUGACUGUACCGAGAUAGUGAACCGGUUACAGGACCGAAAGUCGGAGACACUCUAACCGGCACAGAAGGGCGACAAAAAGCGACAGAAAAGCCCCGCUUUCGGUCCAGAGGGCUGCGUUUUUAUACGCGGACAUCGUUCAUCCUGUUAGCCGCUUAGCCUGUCGCUUUGCGGGAGUUUAAAGGGUUUGAAGCGCCCUCGAGUCGCAGCCAGAGACCAGCUCCUCGGUUACAAGCAGCAAAAAAGAAAAACGCUUUAUUACUCCUGGGAGUUUUUCACGAGGGUGUGUUGACUCGUCACCUGGGAGUAAUUACGGAGCUCCGGCGAGCGAGAGAAGGUGGUGGAGUGGAGUGGAGCGGAGCGGAGCGGAGCAUAGACACAGCUGUUAGUCAGCCUGUCUGUGUCGUUACCCGUCGAGUAGACGAGCUGCUGUGCUAACCGAAUGAGGCUCGGGCCGAGCUGACCCGCAGCUCCGUCAGCCGCAGCAGUGAGAGAGAGAGAGAGACGGGCCAGAGCGGUCCGGGAAAGGACGGUUAGCCGUUAGCCGACCCGUCGGCAGCGUCUCCGGAGAGGAGAACCACCCGCCACCACCAUCCCCCGAGAGCCGGUGCUCCAGCUGUAGGAAGCCGGCUGACUGGACUCCGGGCAGAGACCUCAUGAAUGGAAAUCAGUACUACAGGAGCCGUUGGGGCUGCGCCCCUGUUCUCCGUGCCACGGAGGCCUGGCUAUGGCACCAUGGGGAAGCCCAUCAAGCUGCUGGCCAACUGCUUCCAGGUGGACAUCCCCAAGAUGGAUGUCUACCUGUACGAGGUGAACAUCAAGCCUGAAAGAUGCCCUCGCCGUGUCAACAGGGAAGUGGUGGACUCCAUGGUGCAGCAUUUUAAGGUGACCAUCUUCGGGGACAGAAGGCCAGUCUAUGAUGGCAAGAGGAGCCUGUACACAGCACAUCCCCUGCCAGUGGCUACAGCAGGGGUAGAUCUAGAUGUGACUUUGCCUGGCGAGGGUGGUAAGGACCGGCCCUUUAAAGUCUCCAUCAAGUUUGUGUCACUAGUCAGCUGGCAUAUGUUGCACGAAGUACUAACAGGACGGAGCAUGCCUGAGCCUCUAGACCUGGACAAGCCAAUCAGCACUAACCCUGUCCAUGCUGUAGAUGUGGUCCUACGCCACCUGCCAUCCAUGAGGUACACCCCAGUGGGGCGGUCUUUCUUCUCCUCUCCUGAAGGUUAUGAUCACCCACUGGGUGGGGGCAGGGAGGUGUGGUUUGGGUUCCACCAGUCAGUGCGACCAGCUAUGUGGAAAAUGAUGCUGAAUAUAGAUGUGUCUGCUACGGCCUUCUACAAAGCCCAGCCGGUGAUCCAGUUCAUGUGUGAGGUUCUCGACAUCCACAACAUCGAUGAGCAGCCCCGUCCCCUUACAGACUCCCACAGAGUAAAAUUCACCAAAGAAAUCAAAGGUCUGAAGGUGGAGGUGACCCACUGUGGCACCAUGAGGCGGAAGUAUAGAGUGUGUAACGUCACUCGCCGGCCUGCCAGCCAUCAAACGUUUCCUCUGCAACUGGAGAAUGGACAGACCGUUGAGAGAACAGUGGCACAGUACUUCCGAGAGAAAUACAACCUGCAGCUCAAAUAUCCCCAUCUGCCCUGCCUCCAGGUGGGCCAGGAGCAAAAGCACACCUAUCUGCCCCUGGAGGUGUGUAAUAUUGUAGCUGGGCAACGGUGCAUAAAGAAACUGACAGACAACCAGACCUCCACCAUGAUCAAAGCUACAGCUCGUUCAGCGCCAGACAGGCAAGAGGAGAUCAGCAGACUGGUGCGCAGUGCAAACUACGAGGCCGACCCGUUCGUGCAGGAAUUCCAGUUCCGUGUGCGGGACGAGAUGGCGGAGGUGACGGGCCGCGUCCUGCCCGCCCCCAUGCUGCAGUACGGCGGCAGGGUGAGCUCUGAACACUUUCUGAAUCGUACAGUAGCCACCCCAAGCCAUGGAGUAUGGGACAUGAGAGGAAAGCAGUUCCAUACUGGUGUAGAAAUCAAAAUGUGGGCCAUCGCCUGCUUCGCCACCCAGAGACAGUGCCGAGAGGAGAUCCUCAAGAGCUUCACAGACCAGCUGCGAAAGAUCUCGAAAGACGCAGGCAUGCCCAUCCAGGGCCAGCCAUGCUUCUGCAAGUACGCUCAGGGAGCAGACAGCGUGGAGCCCAUGUUUAGACACCUGAAGAACACCUACGCUGGACUGCAACUCAUCAUCGUCAUCCUGCCUGGGAAAACUCCUGUCUACGCGGAGGUGAAGCGUGUUGGAGACACUCUUCUAGGAAUGGCCACUCAGUGUGUGCAGGUGAAGAAUGUGGUGAAGACUUCUCCACAGACUCUCUCCAACCUCUGCCUCAAGAUCAACGUUAAACUAGGCGGCAUCAACAACAUCCUUGUCCCACAUCAACGUCCUUCGGUGUUCCAGCAGCCAGUUAUCUUCCUCGGUGCUGAUGUCACUCACCCGCCAGCAGGAGACGGCAAGAAACCCUCAAUUGCUGCAGUGGUGGGGAGUAUGGAUGCCCACCCAAGCCGGUACUGUGCCACAGUGCGGGUCCAGAGGCCCAGGCAGGAGAUCAUCCAGGACUUGGCCUCUAUGGUUAGAGAGCUGCUCAUCCAGUUCUACAAAUCCACCCGCUACAAACCCACCCGACUCAUCUUCUACAGGGAUGGCGUGUCUGAGGGACAAUUCCGCCAGGUGCUGUACUAUGAGCUGCUGGCUAUUCGUGAGGCCUGUAUCAGUCUUGAGAGAGAGUAUCAACCUGGCAUCACCUACAUCGUUGUCCAGAAACGCCACCACACACGGCUUUUCUGUGCUGACCGUAAUGAGAGGGUUGGGCGAAGUGGUAACAUUCCUGCUGGUACCACUGUGGACACAGAUAUCACCCAUCCAUACGAGUUUGACUUUUACCUCUGCAGUCAUGCUGGAAUACAGGGCACAAGCCGGCCUUCGCACUACCAUGUGCUAUGGGACGACAACGGCUUCACAGCUGACGAGUUUCAGCUGCUAACCUACCAGCUGUGCCACACUUAUGUGCGCUGCACCCGCUCCGUGUCCAUCCCGGCACCAGCCUAUUACGCCCACCUGGUUGCCUUCCGAGCCCGCUACCACCUGGUGGACAAGGAGCAUGACAGUGCGGAGGGAAGUCAUGUAUCUGGGCAGAGUAAUGGUCGGGAUCCCCAGGCUCUGGCCAAGGCUGUGCAGAUUCACCACGACACCCUGAGGACCAUGUACUUCGCCUAACUCCACCUCCUCCUCGCUAACACUCACCUGUCAGUCACUUGGCAUCAUGCACUGGAGCUGGAGAAUGCUCCUCCCAGUCGCACCGGCAACCAACCACAGGCUGCCCUGCUGCUAAAACGAACCAAACGUAACUAAAACCAAUGGGAGGGGUGGGAUUAACACUGUUAUGCAAUGGAAUAGAAAAAAAAAA